GGGCGUCUUCCUUUUCUGAUCCGGUCGGAAUUACCCGGCGGCGCACGCCGACAUGGCUGCGCUGGUGGGGAGAGGUGUGCGGGACAUGCUGAAGCGUGCGGAGUUCAUGACGGUCCCGCGGAGACAACGACAUAAGAAAAAAUGGGCUGCCACAGAGCCCAAAUUUCCUGCCACUCGACUGGCUCUGCAGAAUUUUGACAUGACCUACAGUGUGCAAUUUGGUGAUAUUUGGCCAUCGAUCCGGGUCAGUCUCCUCUCAGAGCAGAAGUAUGGUGCACUGGUCAAUAACUUUGCUGCCUGGGAUCGUUUGAGUGCUGAGCUGGAGCAGCUGAGUGCCAGGGACUUCGUGAAUGAAGCUAUCUUCCACAGGGAACCAGAACCUGAGAAUGGCCAAACUGCAGCUCCACCCCCUGCCUCCUGGGCCUGCAGUCCAAACCUUCGAUGCUUCACUUUUGCCAGAGGAGAUGUCAGCCGUUUCCCUCCUGCCAGGCUUGGCAGCCUGGGUGUCAUGGAUUACUACCUGAUGGAUGCUGCCUCCUUGCUACCUGUCCUGGCCCUCGGCCUGCAGCCUGGUGACACCGUGCUUGACCUGUGUGCCGCCCCUGGGGGAAAGACACUAGCAUUGCUUCAGACUGGCUGUUGCCGCAAUCUUGCUGCCAAUGAUCUCUCCACUUCACGAGCAGGCAGACUACAGAAGGUCCUUCACAGCUAUGUGCCUCAAGAUGUCAGGGAUAGGAAUCGAGUUCGAGUCACAUCAUGGGAUGGAAGGAAGUGGGGAGAACUGGAGGGGGACAUCUAUGACCGGGUUUUUUCUCUAGUUUACAGGGAUUCUAGAGUCAGACUGCUUGGAUCGGAGUCCUGGCUCUAUUACUUAUCAGCCAGAGAAGUUUGGGUGCUGGUGGAUGUGCCCUGUACGACAGACCGCCACUCCCUUCAUGAGGAGGAGAACAACAUCUUUCAGCGUUCAAGGAAGAAGGAGCGGCAGAUGUUGCCUAUGUUGCAGGUGCAGCUUCUUGCGGCUGGACUCCUUGCCACCAAACCAGGAGGCCACGUUGUCUAUUCCACCUGCUCACUCUCACACUUACAGAAUGAGUAUGUGGUGCAAGGCACCAUCGAGCUCCUGGCCAAUCAAUAUGGCAUCAAGGUUCAUGUGGAAGACCUGACUCACUUCAGAAAGCUUUUCAUGGACACAUUUUCUUUCUUCCCAUCCUGCCAGGUUGGGGAGCUGGUAAUCCCAAACCUCAUGGCCAAUUUUGGGCCUGUGUACUUUUGCAAAAUGUGUAGAAUGACGUAGCAUCACCCUGUUCCUGAAAUCCUGUUGUAGGAAGACAAAGGGUGUACUCUUGUGGAGACCAGUGGCUGAGAUGCACUGUGGCCUAUCUCCAUCCCAUUCAAGUCUUUCUGUAGACAGUUUUCAGCAGUAGGAAGUAAGAGUUUUUCUGUCCUGCUGUCCAAUUGUGGAGCAUCAGCACGUUUCUAACUCACUUGUUACACCCCACUUCUAACCCCUACUCCCCAUCUCUGAGCCUGUGCUAAAGGUUCCUGCCCCAUUAGGAGUUUAGGAGGAGGAACCAGUGAGCAGGGCCACUCUUUAAGCUGCAAACUUGGGAAGAAGCAUUUAGCCAAUAAAAUUGUUGAAGCUUCAUGUAGUUGGGACUGUAGUUGGGGGGCCUCACGUCAGUCCAAGUAGUGUUAGUUCGUUUUGUACUCAGGUACCCAAAGCACAGGACCUCAGCCUGGUUACAGGCCUCUGGUUACAGAGCCCGUCUCACACUUGAGGUGAGUUCUGCAUGAUAAGUCUUGAGCAGCUGAAGGGCUUAAACAAGCCUACCAAGUUUCUCCAUAUGUCCCGUGAUCUAAUUUAAGGAACAAGUAACUAAAAUGUUAAGCCAGUGCAUAAUAAUCUGCUUACUUACUUUGAGAAAGCUCUCUUGAGCUGACUAAUUCCAGCCAUUCCUCCUGCUGUCAACAGCACUGCUUCCCAAAUGUGGCUGGGAAGAGGUCUAGUGGCUCCAUUGGCUCCUGUGCUCUAGAGCCUGUGAGCCACAACUACUGAACCCACGUGCUACAACUACUGAAG
Molecule: messenger RNA, 2080 nt
Organism: Kogia breviceps (pygmy sperm whale)
Lineage: Eukaryota; Metazoa; Chordata; Mammalia; Artiodactyla; Physeteridae
Source: RefSeq, a predicted model, not a curated record